Molecule: messenger RNA, 1857 nt
Organism: Neoarius graeffei (lesser salmon catfish)
Lineage: Eukaryota; Metazoa; Chordata; Actinopteri; Siluriformes; Ariidae
Product: long-chain fatty acid transport protein 2-like
Exons: 10
Coding region: 1-1857 (618 amino acids)
Molecular function (GO): long-chain fatty acid-CoA ligase activity; long-chain fatty acid transmembrane transporter activity
Source: RefSeq, a predicted model, not a curated record
AUGUGUCUCCUGUACGCGCUGCUGGCUCUGGUACUCCUUCUCCUCCUCGUUCAUGCCCGUUUUCCGUACCUGGUGUAUGAUGUGCUGUAUGUAGCGAAGGGACUUGGUGUGGCCAUGAGCUUGAGGAGGUCCCGCAGCUCCACUCCGUGCUACACCAUCCUGGACUGUUUCUUAGACUCGGUGAAGAAGCAUCCUGAGAAGAAGUUCCUGGUGUUUGAAGGUCGCUCCUACACGUACAGCGAGGCGGAUAAGCUGAGCAGUAAAUUGGCGAGGGCUCUGCUCCAUCACACCGAGCUGCAGGAGGGAGACACUGUGGCUGUGUUCCUCGGGAACGAACCCAACUUCAUCUGGGUUUGGCUCGGACUUUCCAAACUGGGCUGCUCCGCUGCGCUGCUCAACUCCAACAUCCGCUCCAGGUCCCUGCUGCAGUGCUUCAGCUGCUGCGGGGCAAAAACCCUCAUCGCCGGAGCAGAUUUAGAGGAAGCAGUGGAGGAAGUACUUCCUGCAUUGAAGGAACAGGAAGUGCAUGUGUUCCUGCUGGGUGAAAAUUGUCAGAAGAAUGGACUCAUAAACCUGAGUGAGAAAAUCAGUGCUGAGAGCGACGAGCAGCUACCACGUUCACUUCGAUCCAAAGUCACCAUGAAAACACCUGCAAUCUACAUUUACACUUCAGGCACCACUGGUCUUCCAAAAGCGGCUAUGAUCAGCCAUGAGUGGAUGUGGAUGGCCUCCUCCCUACAGCGAAUGUUUGGUGUCACUUCUGAUGAUAUCAUCUACGUGUACCUGCCCCUGUACCACAGCUCCGCCUUCCUCAUGGGCCUGACCGGGGCAAUACAACAGGGAAUCACGGUGGUGUUGAGGAAGAAGUUCUCCGUGUCUCAGUUCUGGAACGACUGCAGGAAGUACAAUGUGACAGUGAUCCAGUAUAUUGGCGAGAUCAUGCGCUACCUCUGUAAUACACCCAAGACGGACAGUGAUCGUGUGCACAACGUGCGUCUUGCUAUCGGAAAUGGUAUCCGUGCCGAUACAUGGACGGAGUUUAUGCAGCGGUUUGGAAACAUACGUAUCUGCGAGUGCUAUGGUGCGACAGAAGGAAACAUUGGGUUUAUCAACUACACUGGGAAAAUAGGUGCCAUCGGACGGGUGAAUGCGAUCCUAAAGCAAUUUGUACAUUUUGCUUUCAUUAAAUACGACUAUGAGAUGGGAGAACCAGUUAGAGACUCCCGAGGAUUCUGUGUGAAGGUUUCAGAUGGAGAAACAGGCCUGCUGGUGGGUAAGAUCACUAAAACAGCUCCGUUUGCCGGCUAUGCUAACAACAAGAAGCAAACGGACAAAAAGAAGCUGAGAAAUGUGUUUGAGCAGGGAGAUGUUUACUUUAACACUGGAGACCUGAUGAAGGUUGACCAGGAAGGCUUCAUCUACUUCCAGGACCGCGUAGGAGACACAUUCAGGUGGAAGGGUGAGAACGUUGCUACCACUGAAGUGGCUGAUAUUUUGAUCAUGAUGGAUUUCAUCGAGGAGGUUAAUGUCUAUGGAGUCAAAGUGCCAGGUCAUGAGGGCAGAACUGGAAUGGCUGCUGUCACGCUGAAGGAGGGACAGGGCUUCGAUAGCUCUGCUGCCUACAAACACAUUGAGGGCUACCUGCCCACAUACGCCAGGCCACGUUUCAUUCGGAUACAGGAGACGCUAGACAUCACCAACACCUACAAACAGAUGAAGGUGAAACUGUCUGAGGAGGGAUUCAAUCCCAAAGCCAUCCAGGAUAAGCUAUAUUUCCUGGACGACAGGAAGAAAACCUAUGUCCCCAUGACGGAGGACAUCUUUAAGUCCAUAAGCGAUGGACAAUUGAGAUUAUAA